Diachasma alloeum is the source of this 4867-nucleotide messenger RNA. RefSeq names its product epsin-2 (gene lqf). Gene Ontology annotation, biological process: endocytosis. Gene Ontology annotation, molecular function: clathrin binding; phospholipid binding. Lineage: Eukaryota; Metazoa; Arthropoda; Insecta; Hymenoptera; Braconidae. Bases 260 to 1849 code for a protein of 529 amino acids. The record is from RefSeq and is a predicted model, not a curated record. Gene Ontology annotation, cellular component: endosome; clathrin vesicle coat; plasma membrane. The transcript is spliced from 10 exons.
UCUCCUAAUGUAUAGAUAAACCCCCGAGUUUCUUCAUAUUUCCCAUUGUUCCUGAGAAUUUAUUUCGUAUUUAGUUUAAUAUCGUUAACAGUUUUAAUCGAUAUUGUUUUUUCUUGUGACAAUGACCUGUAUCGUUGACAUUGAUUGAAAGGAGAAUCACUGACCCUGAAUAGUGCUAUAUAUAGAUUCUUUUUCCUUGGGAGACACAAUGAAUUUGUUGGGAUCAGUUCCUGCGAUCUAAUCGCAAACUGUAUCAACGAUGCGACGACAAGGACAGGAUGUCAUGCAGGUGAACUUGGCGGGAAUCAGGCGUGAUAUAUUGAAUCUUGCUCACAACUAUAGCAAUGCUCAGAAAUUAGUCCGAAAGGCUACGAGCAACGAUCCAUGGGGCCCCAGCAGUACCAUAAUGGCAGAAAUUGCCGAUCUAACGUAUAACGUAGUGGCCUUUACCGAAAUAAUGCAAAUGCUGUGGAAACGUCUGAAUGAUCAUGGAAAAAAUUGGCGACACGUCUACAAAGCCCUGGUCCUCCUCGACUAUUUAAUUAAAACAGGAUCUGAAAAAGUUGCACAGCAGUGUAAAGAGAACAUUUUUGCUAUUCAAACGCUUAAAGAUUUUCAACACAUGGAGGGCCCCAAGGAUCAGGGAAUCAAUGUGAGGGAGAAAGCUAAACAAUUAGUGGCCUUAUUGAAAGACGAUGAGAGACUACGGAACGAACGUGCUAGAGCGCUCAAAGCUAAAGAGAGAUUUGCACAGUCUGUCAGUGGUUUUGGGAGUGAUGGACUGGAUACUAUGUCAUCGCUGGGUGAUAUGUGUUCACCAGAUUGGGAGCCUUACAGAGGAAAUUCUGAGCCUAAACCCGAACUAGAAAAAGCUCGGCCGCUGACCGUUGGUGAGGAGGAGCUGCAGCUACAAUUGGCAUUGGCAAUGUCAAGGGAAGAGGCUGAGCAGGAGGAGCAGAGGAGACGCAGUGACGACGUUAGAUUGCAGCUUGCGUUGAGCCAAAGUCAACAAGACUUCAAAGCGCCGCCGUCCGAAAAAGCAAGCCACAUGCUUGAUCUUCUUGAUGUCAAUCUAGGUGAAGCUAGUGGAGGAGCACUCCAACUCACACUGGACCCAUGGGGUGUACCGAUCGCUCCACCGCCCCCUCGACCUCAGACUAAUUGUGAUCCUUGGAGUGCUCCCACAACGAGUUCAGCGGUGCAACCGGCAGAUCCAUGGGCCCCUGUUCCUCCUCAACGUCCGAAUGAUGACUUUGCAGCAGCAGCAGUCGAUCCUUGGCGAGCUCCAGCCCCCUCGCCGGCCACUAUAGCUUCACCACCUCGUACCGUGGAUCCAUGGGCUCUGGCCCCAGCCACGACAAUGUCGUCGCCGAGUACCUCCGGAUUCACUGGAAACAUGAACGGGUCUAGUUUUAACAAUUUGAAUGCACAGGGUAGCAGUAAUGUGGGUCCCUCCGGUGACCUCGAUGAUUUUGACAUCAUCAGCAAUCGAAAUAAGCUCGAGGCUAGUCCUCAAUCUCAACCGAUGAAUAAUGGAGGAACUUUAUCACCAGAUCCAUUCGAUCUUGGUGGACUAAGCGACAACUUGCCAGCGAGCACCGGUGCUGUAAAAAAGACACCCCAGUCAUUUUUGGGUGAAAAUUCAGCUCUUGUAAAUCUCGAUAAUCUUGUGAGCACUUCAAUGAUGAAACCUGCUGCCCCUACGCCAGCUGCUGCUGUACCAUUUUCAGCGAAUCCAUUUGCAACAGUAACACCACCCCCUCGUCCCUCCAUCAAUCAAAUUCGGCAGGACCCAUGGACAGGUAAUGGACAGGCAACUCCAGCAACGGCCAAUCCAUUCCUCUCGUAGCCUGCGAAUUAAAACAAGAACAAAAAAGAGAACAAUUUCAGGAAAUAUCAAUACAGUAAACUCGAGAAAAGCGUUGGAUUCUAAAUAGGUGAACAAAAAACCGAUUAACAACUGACAGAAAAAGCUGUGGAGAAAGAUAAAAAUAAUAAGCGUAUCAAAUGUUUUACAAAUAACCCUGUACGAUAAGUUUUUAUUCUUAGGGUAAACAUUAAUUCAAUUGGAUUAAAGUAACAGUGAAGUAAUGUAGAAAAUGAUAAUGAUGAACAUAAAAUUACGUAACAACCGAGAGUUCUGCGAUGAAGUGGUAAAACGUAAUGAGUCAAAUUUGGAGUGUAAUUGUUUGUAAAUUUGUAGAUUUUUCUUGAAAUCAGUUGACGUCAAGAGAAAAUGUAACGAGAAUUUCUUUCUUUUGCAUUUUUUCUGCAUGAGAAAUUUCCUUCAACAUUUCUUCUUAGAACCAGUUGUUUUUUAUCCCAUAAUUUUGUUUAAACAUUUUUAUUUGUACAUUUAUCUAUUUAUCGUGAAAAUAAUUAAAUUUAGGAGGAAAUAUCAAGAUGUUUGCUUUUGCUAGGAUACUUUUUAAUGGAAUAUGUUUCUUGAUAUUUUCUUCUAAAACUACCCUCUGUCUGAAUAACUUUAUGUGUAAUUAGAUAAAAAAAUUGACUGUUCAGUACUAUUACGUUUUAUCACUUCCUUGCUCAAUUGUAGAAUUGGAGAAUCGAAGACUUUUUCUUGGGUCAACGAAUGUCACACUUUUUUAGGUUGAGUAUAGACAUGAUGCUAUUCCUGUCACAGCUUGGUGAUUCGGUUGAGCCCCUCGUUGAUACAUAUGUUUUUUACAAUGGCACUUUAUUCGAGAAAAAUAGUACCUAUAUUUUUUAAGUAAAUAUGAGAAAAACAAGAAAAACAAAAUUCACCAGUAUUUUUUUUUGUUUAGAGUAAUGAAUGGAAAAACAUCAAUUAUACAUUUGUAAAUUCAAAAUUCAAUUUUCACGUAUUGUCCACAAAGUCAGUUACUCAAGGAAAUCAAUGGAAAUAAUUCCAAAGCAUUGAAUGUUUGGUUUUUUUCAUUGAUGCCUGUAUCAAGAUAUACCAGAAAUCUAAUUAUGAACAUUAAAAUCGAGAAAACAUGAAUUAUUAUUUAUGGGGCGAUAAUUUUCUAAAAUUGUGAUUAUAAUCAUUUGAAUUUGACGGAGUGGUCAGUCUAGAGAUGACUAUUUUACGAAUAUCUUCGAGAACAUUUUUUCCGAGAGACUUUUUUCUCAAAAGAACUCAUUCCCGAGAUAAUCGCAGGAUUACGAAGAUUUUCGACCACUUCGCUGUGUAAAUUCAUUUAAAAAAGUGCUUGAGAGUACAGUCGAACAGGGUUAAAUUCAAGUUUAAAAUGUCUUUCACCAGUUUCGUUAUGCAGCAAUUGAAUCAACGAUGUGACGUUUAUUUAAACUGAAAACAAAACUUUUUCGUAAUGAAUGAAAAACAAGGUCCUUUGGUGUCGUGUGAGGCGCUUUUGUUUGCUAUUUAUUUGCUCCCGAUCUAAAGGAUUCUCAACGCUAAUUAAAAACAUAAAGCUGUUGGAAUGUCGUAUUAGAGAGAAACAAGAAUUGAAUACAAUUUUAAUCAUGGAUGGAUUAAACAUGAACUAGGAAAAAUCACGAGUCGGUGGAGAAAUUUAUUACAGUUUGUAAAUGAUUACGUGAGCUACAAUCAAUUUACUCUGACUAACACCAGUUUAUUAUUAUUAUUAUUAUUAUUAUUAAUUAAAGAGAAGAAAAGAAUAAUGGUAUUAUUGAAAAUUGUACAUUCUAUAUCACAUAUGAAAUAUUAAUUGUGGAACUCCUCAUGCUUUCUCAUUAUUUUCUCGGAAAUUAUGAAGAUAAAAAUGUGAAUUCAUCAUUUAUGAUUUUCGAGGUAAUUGUCAUUUUCUAUCGAUUUUUUUUCUCGCUUUUUGGAAUUCAUUUCAUGAAAAAGUGCUCAAGGAUUGGUACUCUGCGCAUUUUUUACGUCAACGUUAUCUCCCAUUACUCCGAAAUGAUAAUUAUAUAUCUACGUUGCAUAAUUCCAUCAUGAAAAUGAAAAGCAAAACAGACUAUUCUUCCUCAGUUUCUUAAUAUUUUUAUUUUUAAUUCUACACGAUUGUGAAAUAUUAAUCAAUAUAUUCUAUGAUUUUCAUUGUCCAGGGAUUCUAAGACGGCUGGAAUUUAUUAUGAAUUUAAGUAACAAUUGAAUUUAUUAUUAUAUAUUUUAGUAGAUCAUAUUAUAUACUUUAUUAUUAAUAAUAAUUAUGCAAAUAAAUGUACAAAUUUUUAAGUUCCCUCAUAUAUUUUUUUUAUUUUUCCUUCAUUAUUGUUUGCACCAAUGGACCUGAUUAAUCCACAGUUAGCCUCAUUAAUUUUCAUUUCUAACAAAACAUGAAGAAAUAAUUUAUAAAUUUAGGAAAAAAUUGAGCUUUAGAGAUCUUCAUUAUAUAAACGAAAAUUGUAAUUCAAGCAGAUGAUAAUUUAUUUAACAAUAGUCUAUUUUUUCAUAUAUAGAAAAUUCGAACAUUAUAGAAUUAAACCUAAAAUUAGUCUCAUUAUAAUUAAUUAUACUUUUAUGAGAAAAUGCUUCAAACUAUUAUCAAAAAAACCUAUUUAUUACACCACAAGAAUCAUGUGAAAUUGUGACGAAAUAUUUUUGUUUGUACGACGCACUAACAUCAGCAAAUGAUUGUUCAGGAAAUGAGUAAAUAAAUUGAUUAAUUUUGAUUCUGUAGGGAAUGGUGAAGAUCAGGAAAUUUAAAUGUUUAAUUCUUCUAUUUCGUCAAUAUUUCCAAUACGAAUAAAUUCAGAGAAAAAUCUCAACAUAGCUUUGCUAUAGCCCAUAAAAUUGCCAACAAAAAAAGUCUCCUGACAUUCUCUUCUGAACCCAUUAGUUUCGAAGAUAUUUGCAAAAUAAUGUUCUGCUCUUCACCAUUUCACUAAUUAAUUCAUUUACUGAAAUUAGAGUUUUGUAUAUGAAAAUAAAGGAUUUAAGAAUUCA